GAAAAACUCGUUUUUUCCAUCACUGUUGCCGUUGGCUUGACGCUGCAUUACGUGAGACUCCUGAGUUACUAUGUAACAGCAGAAGCAGAGCUUUCCAAAUUACACAAUUGUAUGCAGGUGUUGAAGUGUUUGGAGCUGAAUGCAGAAGAUUGUAGCAGUGCUUGGUGGGGGGAUUGGUGGUCUGUCGGCCUGUCAUCAUCUUAGCAAGAGUACUAAUGUUUCCAAGAUCGUGCUGCUGGAGGAAUCUGGGAGAUGUGGGGGUUGGUUGAGCUCCACACGGAGGGAUGACGGGGCGGUGUUCGAGCACGGACCACGAGGGGUGCGACCUACAGGUGCUGUCGGCCGGAACACUUUGAAUAUGGUCUCUGAGUUGGGUCUUGAGUCUGAACUCCUGCCAAUUACGAAGGAUCAUGUGGCAUCUAAGAACCGCUUCUUGUAUGUGAAGGGACAGCUGCACAAGAUGCCAUCAGGACCUGGUGGGGUUCUCCGCACCAUCCCUCCUUUCUCUCGUCCCAUAAUUCAGAGCGUUCUGAAGGAGAUACUGAUAAGUAAAGGGAAAGAGGAGGACGAAUCCGUGCAUGCGUUUGUGUCCAGACGACUGGGUUCUGAGUUGGCCGAUAUAGCCAUAGACAGCCUGUGUAGAGGAGUUUUUGCUGGAGACAGCAGACAGUUGAGUGUACGGUCCUGCUUUCCACCUCUUUAUGAAGCAGAACGGUCUCGGGGCUCCAUCGUGCUGGGCAUGCUGAUUGGUUCAGGAGGUGGUCCUAAAGUAGUCCCUUCAGAUUUGGCAAAGAGAGCAUCUAAAGAGUCCUGGACUCAGUGGUCUCUAAAGAGAGGCAUGCAGACACUUCCAGAAGCCUUGGAGGACAAGCUGAGGAUGCGAGAGCGAGUGGAGAUUCAUCAUCAUGCCAAAGUGAAGAGUCUGAAUAUGGAUGGGGGAAGCUGGGAGAUCAAACUACAUGAUGGGGCUUCUUUGAAAGCUGAUCAUGUUAUUUCUGCCAUGCCUGCAUCAGCUUUGGCAUCUGUGCUGCCCCCUGCUGCUCAUCCCCUAUCGGAACAGCUGCGAUCCAUCGCUUCAGUAACCGUUGCUGUGGUGAAUUUGGAAUAUGAAGGCUUCAUCCUUCCUGUUACUGGCUUUGGACAUUUGGUGCCUUCUUCAGAAGAUCCAGGUCUGUUAGGGGUGGUGUAUGACUCUGUUCCCUUCCCACAACACAAUCAGAGUGGAAAACCCACCACUAGGUUGACGGUGAUGAUGGGGGGAGCGUGGUUUGAGCAGGCAUUUGGUAGUCCUGAUUCCGUGACGAAGCAGACGCUGUUGGAUCGAGCCACCCAGGCCGUGACCUCUCACCUGGGCGUAACCUCACAACCUGUGUGGAGUUUUGUUGCUUUACUCAAGAACUGCAUUCCGCAGUAUCAUUUAGGACACUGGAAACGACUUGAAAAGAUGAGGCAAUACAUCAGCAACCACAAUCUGCCCCUUACACUGGCGGGAGCUUCCUACGAUGGUGUCUCUGUCAAUGAUGUGAUAUUUAGAGGGCAGGCUGCAGCUGAGGGUCUCGUUGGAAAAGUAUGACUGACACUAACUCAUUUUUGAUCGAGUGAGAUGCUUUUAUUGAAGAUUUCAGGUUUUGAUGGGCAUUUUUGUGAAGGAUCUGAAAAAUGCACACUAACAUGAAAACAACAUGCUUUACUUGAACCCAGGAUGGAAAUCAAGAGUACAUCCAAUCAUUUGAAAAUGUAAUAUAUUUCAAAAAUCAUUAUUAAUAUAAUUUGAUAUUAAUUCAAUUUAUCUUGUUUUCCAGUAAAAUAGAAAUAUCUAAAUGUUAUUAAAAGAAGAUACAUUGACUGUUCAGAGUUGUACUCCAUUAGCUUUGUUAAAUUCUUAUUUAUGUUUAAAACAAGAAAAAAAACAGCUGGCUUGGGAAGAAUAAACUUUUAUUUUCUUUAUGCGAUUUAAGUAAAUGUUGUUUUAAGCAGGUUUAGAUAUUUUCUACUGAAAAACAAGAUUUAAAAUGGGGUUUUUUUUGCACUGAAUGAGCCAUCGGAUAAUGUACUUUAUCAGUAAUAUCAGUCAAAUGAUUGUAGAACUUGACUGUCCCCAUGUGGCACAUUAAUUAAAUGUAUUUUUUAUGUUCAUCUGUGGUGAAAUUGAACUUGGAGGAGGAAUAUAAUAUCUUUCGAUCAGUCAGUUUCAUCAUUUUUUGACAUCUCGGGCUGGGAAACUGUCAAUUGCUACUAGUAUCUCAUCCAGAACUUCUGUUUGUCUAAAUCACGCUUGCCAUUAGGAAAGGUCACGUUGUCCUACAUCCAUGUCACCUCAGCAGCUAUCAAAAAUGGCCUCGAAUGUUCAAAAUAUAGUAUAUUUUCAACUAUUUCUUCCAUUUGUCUGAAAGAUGAUGAUGGUUUUCAGGUAUGUUAGGACCGGCUGAGAUGAAUUGCCAUUAAAUCAGGGUGCACUAAAAACAUUUUGCACUGAACAUUUUAUACCAUUACACUGAAGUGGCAUCAAUGGCAAAUUUACAACUUAUAUUUUGCGUUUGAGCCAAGCAGCAGAUUGGAAAUGGCUGUGACCAUCUGCAUUGUCAUUGACUUUCAAAGGGCAAAAAAUUCAAAUACUAUUACUUAGAGAAGCAGACUUUUAAUGGGUGCUUGAGAGACAUUUGUUUCACACAUGGAUGCUUUGCAAAGCAUUUCUCUUAAUGUGUCACAGAGCAAUAAUGUUUUAUCACUGAAAUGCACAGGUUUGCCUUUUUGCCUUUUACAUGCAGUACUUGUGAGAAAUCAGUGAAUGCAAUUUUAUAUUGCAUUGUCACAUUAUGGAUCCACAUGCAAUGAUUGUCAUUUUCAGCCUUGGGUGUUUAUAGUGAAUGUGACUGAAGAGUAUUGUGCAGUAUGUAACAACAAUAAUUCCAUGAAAAAACUCAACCUCUCAAUAAAUGAUAAUGUAUUUUUA
Molecule: messenger RNA, 2953 nt
Organism: Megalobrama amblycephala (Wuchang bream)
Lineage: Eukaryota; Metazoa; Chordata; Actinopteri; Cypriniformes; Xenocyprididae
Gene: ppox
Product: protoporphyrinogen oxidase
Exons: 13
Coding region: 140-1573 (477 amino acids)
Biological process (GO): heme biosynthetic process
Cellular component (GO): mitochondrial inner membrane
Molecular function (GO): protoporphyrinogen oxidase activity, oxygen as acceptor
Source: RefSeq, a predicted model, not a curated record